GCGUAUGACUGCCGAAUAUUAGUAUUAGCUUGACGAAUGGCAAAGAUAAACAAUAAUCAUUAAAAUAGAAGUUUGUAAAAAGUUUAUAUAUUGAAUAAUAUUAAAAGCAAAAAUAUGAAUAUUUUCUUUUUAGUAAGUACGUUAUUCCUGAUUGUUAGUGUCAGCAAUGGAACUUUGGCACCUGAACAAGGAAAAAAAUCUAAAAAGCAGGAAAAAGUUAAAAAGUCUGGACCUGUUGAUAAGGAUGCUUAUCAAAGAUCUUUAGUUAAAAGAGACAUUAAAGUUAAAGAUAUUUUACGCGAAGCUGGUUUACACAGUAAAGAUACAAAAAGUAGACGUUUUACAGCUGGCGAUGUUCUUGGAUACAUUACACCGUGGAAUUCGGAGGGGUAUGAAAAUGCAAAUAAAUUUCAUGGAAAAUUCGAUAUGGUCUCUCCAGUUUGGUUUACAAUAAAGAGCCAAGAUUUAUUAAAAAUCUCUACGCAUGACAUUCAAAAGCAAUGGCUACAUGAUAUGAAAGCAGCAGAUAAUGAAAAUCAUACGGUUAAGAUUGUACCAAGAAUUCUUUUUGAAGGAUGGUCUAGCGAUGAUAUUAUUGAGCUUUACAGUAAUAUUAAAAAGAGGGAUAAACUAAUUAAAGCAUUAUGUGAUCUUGCCCAGGCUUACCAGUUUGACGGAUAUGUUUUAGAAAUAUGGAAUCAGUUUAUAUUUUCUGGCAUAAAGAAGAAGUUAAUUAUAUCUUUAAUUAAUACGAUAGCAGAUGGAUUGAGAAUAAAAGACUUGGAUAUAAUAUUAGCUGUUCCACCUCAAAAAGGAAUGGAUAAGGAACUUUUUCCAAAAAAAGCUUUUGAUUUACUUGCACCACACAUAAGAUAUUUUUCCCUUAUGACUUAUGAUUAUUCAAGUGUUCAAAAUCCUGGCCCUAAUGCUCCUAUUGAUUGGAUAAAAACUUGCGUUGAAAAUCUUGUUCCAGACUCUAAAGAUAUAAAAAGAGCUCAAAUAUUAAUGGGUUUGAAUUUCUAUGGUUAUCAUUACACUUCUACUGGAGGUGGUGCCAUUAUAAAUUCACAAUAUUUGAAGCUUCUUGAAAAUUUCAAAGGAAAAAUUCAGUGGGAUGAUAAAAGUAACGAACAUUUCUUUGAAGUCAAACACAAUGAAGGUGGCUAUGUUUUCUUUCCGACUCUGUAUUCAAUAAUGUCCAGAUUAGAUCUUGCCACUGAAUUGAAGAUUGGUAUAUCAGUUUGGGAGCUUGGACAAGGAUUGAAAUACUUCUUUGAUUUAUUAUAAUUUAAAAAUUAUAAUUAAAUCAGAUAAUUACUAAUGUUGUGAUUUCAUACAUCAUCACGAUAUUUUAUAUAUCUAGCAUUUAAUUGAGAUUACACCGUAAUAGUAAUUUUACUAGUGUACAAAUUUAAACAUCAAAUGAGGAACUUUUAUCUACCAUUCGUAAACUAUUUAUACUAGUAUAUUGUAAUAAUCAAUGCACAAUUUUUCACUAUACUAACAAAGACAUAUGUUUAUUAUUUAAUAAGUUUCCAUAAAUGUAUAAAUCAAGUACAAAUGCGUCAGGACGAUGAUGCUACGUCAGAAACUAUCGUCAAAAUGGACGGUAUCGAAGCGAGAAAUUUAAAACAAAAUAUUUGAGUGAAUAGAAGAAAAAUCCAAAAAAAAUAUAAUUGAUACUUGUAUUUCAUAUCUAAGCGAAACAUUAAGUGAAAUGAAAAAAAAACUUUAUUCACUUAUACAAGUAUAGAUAUAAAAAUAGAGUACAUACAAAUUUGAAACACAAAGUACAUGAUGCAUCCAUAAUCAAUAAUUAUAAUAA
This is a messenger RNA of Ceratosolen solmsi marchali, 1825 nucleotides long. Its product is annotated as chitinase domain-containing protein 1. The record is from RefSeq and is a predicted model, not a curated record. Gene Ontology annotation, cellular component: endomembrane system. Gene Ontology annotation, molecular function: chitin binding; oligosaccharide binding. The coding region runs from base 115 to 1287 and encodes 390 amino acids. The transcript has 7 exons. Lineage: Eukaryota; Metazoa; Arthropoda; Insecta; Hymenoptera; Agaonidae. Gene Ontology annotation, biological process: carbohydrate metabolic process.